Plectropomus leopardus (leopard coralgrouper) is the source of this 352-nucleotide messenger RNA. NCBI's taxonomy places the organism in Eukaryota, Metazoa, Chordata, Actinopteri, Perciformes, Serranidae. The record is from RefSeq and is a predicted model, not a curated record.
AGCUCAGAGGCCGUUGUCCAAUGGCUGAGCGACUUUCAGCUGCAGGUCUACGCUCCAAACUUCCUGGGCGCUGGGUAUGACUUGCCCACCAUUAGCCGAAUGACCCCGGAGGAUCUGACAGCGAUUGGAAUAACUAAACCAGGUCACAGGAAGAAGAUGACAUCAGAGAUUAACAAACUGAGUGUCAGCGAGUGGCUGCCGGAGCACAAACCUGCCAGUCUGGGAGAGUGGCUGUCUGCGAUCGGCCUGAGCCAGUACCACCAGGUGUUGGUGCAGAACGGUUACGAGAAUAUCGAGUUCAUCACCGACAUCACGUGGGAGGAUCUGCAGGAAAUAGGCAUCAUCAAACUGG